AUGCAGCCCGGGCCGAAGCGCCGAGCUGUCCGCCGUCCGCACCGUCCCGGUGCGGCCGGCGUCUCGCUCGGCGCCCUGCCGGCGGCUCCUGCGCCGGCUGCGGCCGCAGCAGCAGUCGAGGCCGACGAAGAGGACGAGUGGGAGAGGGCGUGGGCGGCGGACGCCGAGGACGGGGAGGAGGAGGUUGGGUACCUCUGGGGCAUGAACAUCUUCUCGUACGGGACGUACGACGGGGUGCAGCUGUCGGCGGUGGAGGUGCGCAGGCUCAAGGACGAGGAGCGCGCCGCGCUGCUCGCCUCGCGCAAGCUCGUCCUUGGUGUGGGCGGCUCGCCGUCGCUGCACUGGCUUCCCCGACUCGGGCUCUGGACAAAGCUGCGGCCCGGCCUGCACCCCUUCUUGCGGCAGCUGGUGCAGCGGUUCGAGCUGUACGUCUACACGAUGGGGGCGCGCAGGUAUGCGGCCGAGGUGGUGGAGCUGCUCGACGCCGACGGUCGGGAGGGACUAGCCUGGCCGUAG
This is a messenger RNA of Emiliania huxleyi CCMP1516, 516 nucleotides long. RefSeq lists its product as hypothetical. Bases 1 to 516 code for a protein of 171 amino acids. Gene Ontology annotation, molecular function: RNA polymerase II CTD heptapeptide repeat phosphatase activity. The record is from RefSeq and is a predicted model, not a curated record. NCBI's taxonomy places the organism in Eukaryota, Haptophyta, Isochrysidales, Noelaerhabdaceae. The transcript is spliced from 6 exons.